AGAUGGACAGUUCUGCAAAGACAAAAGCUGCUGGUGGCUCUGUUAUGCAGUGUUCGUGUAGCUGCCGUGUAGAGUAGGUGUUUCUCGCAUGGAAAACACGGUCAUGCGUGUUCAAAUCCAGACGGCUCCCAUGCGGCUGCCAGUGUCACCCUUAACUCAUGUGCCUUGAGACUGACCGGUUGUGAACGGAUGCCGAGCUCUGUGGGUGAAGGUUCCUUUUAUACCGUGCGAGGUACCAGGAGAGAACAGACACGUGUGUUUUCUCUACCCACAUAGUCCACAUCAGUAAUACUCCUGACAGUUCUUCUGCAAAGCACUCCACGCAGGGACCCGGGGCUGGGAGGCAGUGGCAAGUAUCCUGGAGUCUGGCAGCGUCUGUCUGUCUGGAGCAGUGUUAGGGCUGUGGGGUUGCUGGGCCAGCAUCACUGUUGGCUCCUGAGCGACAGAGGUACCAUGUGCUGUGUGCUGUGCAUGUAUACUCAUGUGUGUAUGUCCCUGUGCAUCUGUGUAUACUCGUAUAAGCUUAUACAUGCAAGUUGUGGAUGUGUGUCUUGUGUAUGUGUGUGUGUGUAUGUGUGUGUGUGUGUGUGUAUUGUAUGUGAGUUAUGGAUGGGUGACUUUGUGUGUGUGUGUAUGUGUAUGUAUUGUAUGUAAGUUAUGGACGUGUGACGUGUGUGUGUGUGUGUGUGUGUGUGUAUUGUAUAUAUUUGUGUAUAUAUGUCUGUGGGACAUAGGCCUGCCAGUCAGAAUGCUGUUGUAGGCUGGGCUGGUUUUGUGUGUUAGAGCCCAGGGCGUCAUGGAACACAAAUCCUUGAGCACCCUUCCUCAAUGACCAUGAUCUACACUCUCGAAUGAACCAGGUCAGCACUGGUCCCAAGCACAUGACAGAAAAGAGGAGGAGGCACCUGAGAGAUUGUGUCUGAAGGUGGACUUGUCCUGGGGACUCUCUGGCCAGCUGAGCUCACAGUUCCCUGGCAUGUUCGUGACCCCUCGUCACCCAUGAUCACCCCGUCCGCAUCGCACUUUGCGGCUCCCCAUUUUUGUUUGUUUUCCCCCCCAGCUCUUACUCCACAAACCUUCUCUACCAUCGGUGCAUUCAUCCCCAAUGUAGUUUUCAUUGAGACGGGACUUUGAUGUUUGUGGCAGGAGACUGUUUUCCCAGAAAGGUUCGCAGGUGCUGCAUUUCUCUCCUUCCCACCCUGUGCUUUGAGGGUUAACUGUCACGUGCCACUCUCUGGGUGGUAAGUGAGGGAAUCAUUGUGUGUUUGGGUCCCAUUCAACCCAGUUCUGCCUAAUUCUGAGGCUUGAUGAAUGAGACAGAGGAGCAGUCGGUCCCUUGCAUCCUGCCGGCAGGGGUGGCUGUCGCCUCAGCCUCAGCUUUAUGCCCUGAAAUAAUCCUCUGUGUUAUUGCUGAGUGACCAAGGGACGCGGAAUGAGCUUGGGACUAGCAGGGGCUGGCAGCCACUUGUCGGUCCCUAUGGCAUCACCGGGCUUGGGGACUUUGACUUCGGGUGCCUUCUUCAGCAUCGUGGGGCGUCGGUAUAAGAGGAGGCGCAAGAAGCGCUCGGAAAGGAAAGACAAAAGAGGUCUCCGCCAGUCAAGAAGCCCUCAAAAGCAUUUUACCAUGGAUAUAGAAGACGAAGAGAAUAUGAGUUCCAGCAGCACUGAUGUUAAAGAAAACCGCAAUCUGGACAACAUGCCCCCCAAGGACAGCAGCACACCCGGGCCUGGCGAGGGUAUUCCGCUCUCCAACGGGGGUGGUGGGAGCACCAGCAGGAAGCGGCCCCUGGAGGAGGGCAGCAAUGGCCACUCCAAGUACCGCCUGAAGAAGCGAAGGAAAACGCCAGGGCCCGUUCUACCCAAGAACGCCCUGAUGCAGCUGAACGAGAUCAAACCGGGCUUACAGUACAUGCUGCUGUCCCAGACAGGACCCGUGCACGCACCUCUGUUUGUCAUGUCUGUGGAGGUAAACGGGCAGGUCUUUGAAGGCUCCGGCCCUACAAAGAAGAAGGCAAAGCUGCAUGCUGCUGAGAAGGCCCUGCGGUCUUUUGUCCAGUUUCCCAACGCCUCUGAGGCCCACCUGGCCAUGGGAAGGACCCUCUCCGUGAACACAGACUUCACGUCCGACCAGGCGGACUUCCCCGACACGCUCUUCAAUGGCUUUGAGACUCCAGACAAGUCGGAGCCACCCUUCUACGUAGGCUCCAAUGGGGAUGACUCCUUCAGCUCAAGCGGAGACGUUAGCCUGUCAGCCUCCCCAGUGCCUGCCAGCCUUACCCAGCCUCCUCUGCCCAUCCCACCACCAUUCCCACCCCCAAGUGGGAAGAACCCCGUGAUGAUCUUGAAUGAGCUGCGCCCAGGGCUGAAGUAUGACUUCCUCUCCGAGAGUGGGGAGAGCCACGCCAAGAGCUUUGUCAUGUCCGUGGUGGUAGAUGGCCAGUUCUUUGAGGGCUCAGGGAGAAACAAGAAGCUUGCCAAGGCCCGGGCUGCACAGUCUGCCUUGGCUACUGUCUUCAAUUUGCACUUGGACCAAACGCCAUCUCGCCAGCCUGUCCUCAGUGAGGGUCUCCAGUUGCAUUUGCCACAGGUAUUGGCAGAUGCUGUCUCACGCCUGGUCCUGGGUAAGUUCAGUGACCUGACAGACAACUUUUCCUCCCCUCACGCACGAAGAAAAGUGCUCUCUGGAGUAGUGAUGACCACAGGUACAGAUGUCAAAGAUGCCAAGGUGAUAAGUGUUUCGACAGGGACGAAGUGCAUCAACGGCGAAUACAUGAGUGACCGUGGCCUGGCUCUCAAUGACUGCCACGCAGAGAUAAUCUCCCGAAGGUCCCUGCUCAGGUUUCUAUACGCACAGCUCGAGCUUUACUUAAAUAACAAAGAAGACCAGAAAAAGUCCAUAUUUCAGAAGUCAGAGCGGGGUGGGUUCCGGCUGAAGGAUACCGUGCAGUUCCACCUGUACAUCAGCACCUCACCCUGCGGAGACGCCAGAAUAUUCUCUCCCCAUGAGCCCGUGCUAGAGGGUAUGGCGCCAGACUCCCACCAGCUGACAGAACCGGCUGAUAGACAUCCGAAUCGCAAAGCAAGGGGACAGCUGCGGACUAAAAUAGAAUCUGGCGAGGGGACAAUCCCUGUGCGCUCAAAUGCCAGCAUCCAGACCUGGGAUGGGGUGCUGCAGGGGGAACGGCUGCUCACCAUGUCCUGCAGUGACAAGAUAGCACGCUGGAACGUGGUGGGCAUCCAGGGGGCCCUGCUCAGCAUUUUCGUGGAGCCCAUCUACUUCUCCAGCAUCAUCCUGGGCAGCCUGUACCACGGGGACCACCUCUCCAGGGCCAUGUACCAGCGGAUCUCCAACAUAGAGGACCUGCCACCGCUCUACACCCUCAACAAGCCCCUGCUCAGCGGUAUCAGCAAUGCAGAGGCACGGCAGCCAGGGAAGGCACCCAACUUCAGUGUCAACUGGACGGUGGGCGACACGGCCAUUGAGGUCAUCAAUGCCACAACAGGGAAGGAUGAGCUAGGCCGCCCCUCCCGCCUGUGUAAGCACGCGCUGUACUGUCGCUGGAUGCGGGUACACGGAAAGGUGCCCCCCCACCUGCUGCGCACCAAGAUCACCAAGCCCACCACCUACCACGAGUCCAAGCUGGCAGCGAAGGAGUACCAGGCUGCCAAGGCACGUCUGUUCACUGCCUUCAUCAAGGCGGGGCUGGGCGCCUGGGUGGAGAAGCCCACAGAGCAGGACCAGUUCUCCUUCACUCCCUGAGCCAGGCGGAGUCGAGAGCACAGAGUGCGAGGCUGUGGUGCCGAACUGUCCCCCAGAGCCUUGCGUCUGACCUGGGACAGGUGUGCACCUCGGGGACGGCACGGGGAGUCUGGGGGAACCACUGGACUUCAAGCAUCAUCCCCGGCGCCUCUCACCACCCAGCAGGGCAGUGUGGGGAUGUGUAGGGUGCUGGGCACCUCACAUCUGAGUAGGGAUCAGGUGCACAGUGGGGGUGCAUGGGGGCACAGGGGCCCAUCACCACCCCUUGCCACACAUUUCCCCUCUUGAGCUACCCAGUGACCGCUUUAUAUCUCAGUUUACAUUAGACAUUGAGUUCUACUGAGUAGGGCUUCCUCAAGUAUAGGAAAAUAGAAAUUUACUUUGUGUGAGAUUCUUGAAUAAAUAAUUUAUUCAGAGCUAGGAAUGAGAUUUAUAAAAUAAGAAGUAAUUAUGUCAGGUCACUUUUAUGCCACAUUAUUUUAAUUGCAAAAGAAAAAAAAAGCGUUUCUAUGUGAAAGAACACAGGAAUCUAGAGGUAGGAAGUAGAAGAGAGCUACCGCGCACACCUCUGUGCGUGGCUCCUCUCCGUGGGGCCUUCACACUUAGGUUCUCACAGUAGGUUUUAACAGCUCUCCUGGGGUGACCCCAGCAUGAUAUGGUGUGACCUUGGCACACACUGGCCCUGCAGCUGGGAUGCUGUGUCCUACAGAGCCGUGACCUAGGCUCUGCUGCCUCUAGAAUCGUCCAUGCUCCCGGUUAGGCUCAAAUCAUGGAAAACUCUAUUUGCUACCAGGUAACUGAAGACCCAAUCUGUCCGUAGCCUGUCCUGGCUGGCCAUCAUACGGGGGUCCUAACCAUCGAGGUUUUGUGACCUAGAGGCACGCAGUAGGACUGCUCCACAGUCAGAGCACAGUCUUCCUUCUGCUCCCCCCUUGGGAUCUGGUGGGUAGGAACCACUGACCGCUCAGAGAGCCUCACGGGAUGGAAAGAGUUGUGAGCAGGUACCGUGCUUGGAGCGCGCCACCUAAGGCGGAUUAUCCGGUACCCCUUCCAGCUUCAGACAUGUUUGACAAGUUAAACAUUCAGGUUGAAGCUGGUGGGACAGUGUGAACCUUGGAACGCUGCAGACCAGACAUUGGUGUCUCGACAGGCAGGCCUGGGUGCUCCUGGUAUCUUGGGGCUGAACCCCAAAAUGCUGCUGAGCACCCGUGAGGCACAGGGUGGCACCCAGGGCCCUGGAGCGGACACCUGGACCUCCUGUGCUCAGACUCGCCCCAGGUGCCUUGUUGCUUCCACUCAGGAUUAGGGAGGAGUAGAGGGGGGGAGGAGGGGCUGUGGCUGUCAGCUCAGUGUGCUAGCCUGGUCCAGCAGGUUGCUCUGAAGAGCCUCAGGGCCUCGAGCAGAGAAGGUGCAGGCUCAUCCCACAGCACACAUCCACCACGGCUGCAUCCAGAGCUCUGACAGCUAUGGCCCUGAGCUGUUCACCCAGGUGUGUGUGUGUGUCCUUGACACACUUGAGAAAGAGACAGAAUAAGAACAUAGCCACUGUGGGUUCCACCUGAUUCCCAGCAGACCUCAAGAGGCUGUGUGUCAUUGCUUAAGUGAGACCCACUUGUGUCUCCGUGUCAGGAGCCCUGUCGUGUCCUUGUAGGUGUCUCCGUGGUUCUCGUCCUGCGGGGCUUGAUCUUCGAGGCAUGAAGGUCCUAGCAGAACUCCCUAGUGACACAUGCCAUCUUGGAUCUCCUCAGAUCACCACCUGCCCCCCUGAAAGGGAGCCCUCCCAGGCUGCAUUGCAGGCCCACCUUCGGGUGAAACGCAUUGGGGCUCCUUAGAGAAACGGUCUCAUUUUACCCCAGUACCACACCUUCCCCACAGCUCCUGCACUUUCUAGAAAGAAAAACACACAUGUUGGUGUGCUCUUACUCUUGUUUUUAAGUCGAAUUUUUCCUAAUGGAGAUGGGGAGAUGAUUUAGUUUGUUUUUAAGUACAUUUUGGUUAUAAAGUAUAGCAAAAGUAUAUCCCAUAUACACCAAAAACCAUGCAUUACAUCUAGCUUUCCAUGUCAGAUAACAGGCUGCCCAACCAGGAAGUGAAGGUUACAUGUAUAGAUCAUCUGAAACUACAGGGGCUGGUCCUGCUUAGACCUGACCUAGGCCCAGAAAGGAGGGGGAGCCUGGAGGCACCCUGUGGUGAGGAGCCGGCAUGGGACAUGUGCCACCUUCCCCUGCACUCAAGACAUGGCAGCUCGAACAGCCCAAAUGUGACCAGACAAAAAGGAAACAAAUAUUGAUUUAAGACAUAAGCCCUUUGAGCCUCUUCCCAAAGGUCCCCACAAUGGUAGUUCAUGUCCAGGACCUAAAUGUCACAGACUCAGCAGAAAGCUUGACACACCAAGAGCCUGAUGGAAAUGUCUUGGCUACCUCAGCAGGUGAAGAACAUGAGUGUCUGUGUUCAGAGCAUGCAGCUAAACCUGAAGUUUUAAGUCCAUACCGCAGUAUCCCUCAGGAUUACUCAGACCGCCGUCACAGGGCUGCAGCUACACAGCAGGAAGACAUUGUGGCCGGGAGCCUUGGCUGGGCUAUCUUGUUUCUGCAGAGCCGAGACUCUCCACUUAGAUGUAGGCAGCGUGAGUGUGGCGUCCACGCCGUUAGCCACUCAUGAUGUCAGGAGGUAGCACGUCUCCUAGCGAGAGACACCAAAGAACAACUUUAAAGCUGAAUCUGAGUCUCUCACCAUUCUGUUUCGAAGCUUUUCCUUUAGUAAUUAAAACCUGUCUAAGAGCGCAGGCCCCCAUCUUGUAAGGCAUUGCUCUCUGUUUAUUUUAUCACCCAGCUCCUCUUGCCUCCAGACUGUACGUGCUGCUUGGUUUUUAAACUUUAGUUUCAGACAGGUGCACCAGGGGCGGGCAGCCACCAGAGGGUCAGGAACGUGGGGUGAGCUGCACGUCACCCUGCCCCAAGAGUAAAUACACACAGUGCAGGAGCAGCUUGUCACUUCCAAAAGACUCCAGAAAUGUCAGCUCCUCCACUCGGAACUUUGCUCCAGAGAGAGAAGUAAAAUGAGCUGAAAUUCAAACCUGUCACGUCCUCGAAAUCAGGGAACCUCUCAGAAGAUCCCUUCAUGCUCCCUCAUUCCCCAGACUGCACCGGGAGAAGGGCAGAGUGUAUGCGUUCAGUGUGCACAGCUUGUAUGUGUCCUUGUCUCUCGGCACAUCUGUCGUGUGACAGUCUCCCCAAGGCUGAGGGGGUGGCCACCCACUCUGCAGCUGUGAACUGCUCCACACUGGGGCUACUGGGGUCAUGUGGCAUUGGGAAAUUGGAAUUAGGAAGCCUCUGACCCGUCAGGGACCAUGAAUGAGGGAGUUCGUCCCAUGGUCUGACCGAUCAUGGCUGGCUCCUCAGUGCACUUUCCGCUCAGCCGCUGGGGGAAUGUCCACAUCUCUGUGGUAGUACCUGUUCGUUCUGUUUGCUGUUUGAAUGGCAAGUGCCCAGCCUCAGAAGCACUUAAUUGUCGCCACAGCAGGCGCUGAUGGUACACAAGGAACUGAUGGGCCAUUCUACUGAAUGGAACGCAGUAGGUUAAAAGCACAGUUUGAGGAAUGUUCACGGAAUAAGCCCCUAAAAGCUGUUAGCUUUUCCAGGCUUUGGGUUAUGUACUUUUAAUUUGAUUUUAGAGUUUGGACACUUUACAUGAAUGUAAUUCAGCCAAGAAACGUGUUGCUAAGAUACAAUCCUCAGUGUUCUCUGUAUGUAUAUUUAUGUAUAUACCACAUGUUACAGCCUGCAUGAGCUUCCUCACACCGAGCCCAGCCGGAACUGAGCAUGAAAUGCUGUCACAUGUAGACAAAGGACUGAGAUGUUCUCAAUAAAGACUAAGACGUUUCACUA
Messenger RNA from Rattus norvegicus (Norway rat), 7647 nucleotides. Lineage: Eukaryota; Metazoa; Chordata; Mammalia; Rodentia; Muridae. The record is from RefSeq and is a predicted model, not a curated record.